GGAUUGGAUUGGAAUUGGAUUGGAUUGGAAUUGGAUUGGAUUGGAUUGGAUUGGGAUUGGAAUUGGAUUGGGAUGAAUACUUACCGGAUGUUUGUAUCGCAGCAUCGGAUACGCCGAUCGCUAACUUGACGAUUAUUAGGACGAUAAUGGAGCUGAACGGUAUGGCGCAGAUAAAAGAAAAGAAGAAGCGACGACGAAUUCGACGAAAGGCGACUUAUUCGUUGUACAUUUAUCGUAUCCUCAAACAGCUUCAUCCGGAUGUUGGAAUUUUAUCGAAGGCAAUGUCGAUUAUGAAUUCAUUGGUUAACGAUAUCUUCGAACGAAUUGCAGCUGAGUCGAACCGUUUAGCGCGUUACAACAAGCGAUCAACCCGUGAUAUUGAGGCAGCUGCUCGAUUGAUUCUAUCGGGAGAAUUGGCGACACAUGCCGUGUCUGAGCUGUCAUGA
This is a messenger RNA of Acanthocheilonema viteae, 446 nucleotides long. The record is from the annotation of a GenBank genome assembly. Lineage: Eukaryota; Metazoa; Nematoda; Chromadorea; Rhabditida; Onchocercidae.